UUUCUUUAAAAUCGCCCUCACACUCAGUCUCAGACACACUCCCAAAUUCAAACUCCUACUAGGGUUUGUCUUUCGAACAUCCCUCGAAUUAUCCCUGUAAUGCAUCGGAAGCCCCCGAUUUUAUCAUGGAGCCAGCAAUGUACGGACACGCUAACCCCAUGACCAUGUCCGGACAGAUCGGAGACGGAGAAAACGACGACGGCUCCGGCGAGGUCGCCAUCGACGGCCACCACCACAUUCAGUACGAAACGCAUGCUCUUGAAGAAGAUAGCGGUGGAGUUGGUGGUAGCGGCGUCAUUGAGGAUGUUAAUUCCGAUGCUGUAUAUGUUUCUGGCCACGGUGGUGAUGGAGGCCUUGAAUUGUCUUUUCCACGAUGCGACGAGUCUAGCCAGCUUACGCUGUCGUUUCGUGGUCAAGUUUAUGAUUUCCCUUCUGUUACACCUGAUAAGGUACAAGCGGUAUUGUUACUGUUGGGUGGAUGUGAACUAUCUUCAGCGGGUUCGGCAAGUGUGGAUACUGUGCCUCAACAAAAUCAGAGGGGUUCAAUGGAAUAUCCUGCAAGAUGUAGUCAACCACAGCGAGCUGCCUCAUUAAUUAGGUUCCGGCAGAAGAGGAAAGAGCGAUGCUUUGAUAAGAAAGUUAGAUAUGGUGUACGUCAAGAAGUUGCACUCAGGAUGCACCGUAACAAGGGUCAAUUUACUUCAUCUAAGAAACAAGAUGGAGCUAAUAGUUGGGGUACAGAUCAGGAGUCGGGGCAGGAUGAUAGUCAAUCACAAACCUCAUGCACACAUUGUGGCGUAAGUUCAAAAUCCACCCCAAUGAUGCGGCGAGGACCAUCUGGUCCACGGUCACUUUGCAAUGCUUGUGGGCUUUUUUGGUCAAAUAGGGGUGCUUUGAGAGACCUUUCUAAGAAAAAUCAGGAACACUCUCUUGCACCAUCUGAGCAGGUUGGUGAAGGCAAUAACUCGGACUGUCGGACUCUUAUCCCUACGCCUAACGAUCUUGCUGCUUUCUCUGAGAAUGAUAACUCAGCUUUGGUAGCUGAUCGUUGAGUUUUCCUGUUACAGAAAAUGCUAGGGUCGUUGAACUUGGCAUUAGUAGGUUUGUAGUAAUUCCUUUCAUAUUGACCGAUAGGAUGUACAGUUAUAGCAAUGCUCUCAUCAAUAUAAGAGGUAUAUUUCUAUUGCUUGGAUCAGUGGCAUUAACUGUUGAUCUCUGAAUGUAUAGCCUGGAAUUUAAAUGAUAACUCGGUGAUCUUGUACCGGGGCUUCAGUCUGACCUAAUACUCUUGGUAACACAAAAAAAUAAAAUAAAAUGGAUUCUUGCAAGUCAAUAAAUUAGAUUUACAAGAUGAAAUCCUUAAACCUUUAUCAUGCAAGUAAUUGUGGCUAUACAAUUUAUGGUUGUGUUUGAUGCAUGUUGAGAGACCGUACAAAUAGAAAAGUACAAUACAAGCCAUUGAAUCACAGUAUUGUUUUUGUUAGCUGUUUGAUGAUCAAUGCACAGGACUAGGUAUUUUGUGAUAUCUGUGGAUAUAGUAAUGUAAAAUUUAUUGUAGAAUUUGUGUUUGUAUUGUUUUGCACAUAAUAAAAAUUGGAUAACGAAGGAAUGAAGGUUAUUGGUUUUUAUCUCUUCUGUAUUGUGGAUAAGAUUUUUUAACCUGGUUUAGUGGAGAACUUUUUUUAAGAGAUUUGUGUUGUUUUUACAGUUGCUUUUUGCCCAAUAUUUAUG
Gastrolobium bilobum is the source of this 1731-nucleotide messenger RNA. RefSeq names its product GATA transcription factor 25-like. Lineage: Eukaryota; Viridiplantae; Streptophyta; Magnoliopsida; Fabales; Fabaceae. Gene Ontology annotation, molecular function: zinc ion binding; protein binding; sequence-specific DNA binding. Bases 126 to 1052 code for a protein of 308 amino acids. Gene Ontology annotation, biological process: regulation of DNA-templated transcription. The transcript is spliced from 7 exons. The record is from RefSeq and is a predicted model, not a curated record.